Molecule: messenger RNA, 495 nt
Organism: Klebsormidium nitens
Lineage: Eukaryota; Viridiplantae; Streptophyta; Klebsormidiophyceae; Klebsormidiales; Klebsormidiaceae
Source: the annotation of a GenBank genome assembly
AUGGACUGCUGGUUUAUGUCUCCGGCAGGACUCAUCAAGAAUUACCCGUACGAAUACCGACCCGACUACUACACUUUUCAAUACCCAAAGGCGUUUCGCGACAGAAAGGACCCUUGUCAUUGGGUGCCUACGCGAGACGGCCUUGGAGUGGAGUGGUUUUACAACCGGCGCUGGACCCUGAAAAGUACGGUCAGCUUCGGUGAUGCAGUGUUCUGGAUACAGUGGAUUGCUGACAACAUACUCAAGCCCUGGGGCCUUACGUUGGAAGGGGAAGUGUGGUAUCAAGCUAGCAACAGCGUAUGGCUGGCCAAGACGCUGCCCCGCGAACAGCUCGGGAUGAGGGAUCCCUUUGGCAGGACGCCCCUGAUGCUGGCCGCUUGGUUCAAGUCGCACGAGAUGCUUGACUGGCUUAGCACGCAGCUGCAGGACGACACGUGGCAGCUGGAUGCGCUUUUUGCAAGAGAGGUAUGCGCCGUGCUCUGUCCUGAGCCUUAA